GACCAGUCAGCGCUCUCUAGCCAAGAAGCUGCUUCUCGCAUGAGGAAAUCAACAUCUACACUGUCCCUAGGCGCCCGAAAUACACACUAACACUGAACUAUAGAAAACGUUAACAUUAUACACCGGAGGACACGUUUGUUCAGAGUCAGUGCUCGGCCCGUGGAGGGUAAACUCUGGUGUUUGUGAGAUGAGGGCACUGACUUUGCAUCAGGCAAAUGUGGCCCAAGGAGAGCCGCACCAUGCUAGAUGUGGAAGGAGUUUGUCUUCCAACUAUGCUCCUCUGGAGAAUAAGCUCUUAGCUCAGACCUCCACACUGAUGCCCCAGCCUUGCCCUCCAAUCUUAAACUCUGCAGCUUGCCCCUCUCUCCAGCCCUCCAGCCUGUCUUCCACCUCCUCGUCCCUUCUCUCUACCUCUUCCUUCUCACCUGCCCUCACCUCUCCUCUCCUCAGCACCGAAAACAAGCUCCUAAAUAGCCAUUCACCUCAUCUCUCUUUUUCCCUGACUUCCUCUACAUCUGUACCCAACGACUCUCUGCUUUGCACAUCCCUGGCCAGCAGUGCUCUGCUCAGUCAUUUUGCUCAUCCCCCUUCAGUCCUCCAACAUGCUCUGGGUGGUGAACAGAAGAGGGAUGUUGGAGGAGACGAAGGCAGAGAGGAAACAAUUGAAGUGAUGCAGUCCUCUUUUGAAGAAAUAAGUGUGACACAUUCUGAGGAAGAUGACGUUUUGCCCGAAGAGGAGAUGGAGGUGGAGGAUGAUGACGCUGGGACAGCCAUGAUAUUACCUGUCCUGGAAACAGAAUUGGGCAGCGAGGAUUUCGAACAAGCUCUGGUCAACAGUCAGGAGGAAUUUGCUGAGUUUGAUAGAGGAAAUGAAAAUGUUGAAGAGGAGCUGAAUGAUAAAAAGUAUCUCCUGCUGAAUGAGGUGUGUUGCUCCCUGGUCAAGAAGUGCAAAGCACCAGGCCAGAAAGACUGGGACUCGGAGGACAGUGUUUGGACCAGGAUCACAAAUCUGGCGAAGGACAUCUCUGUCUGUGACCCACAGUUUCUUCUCAAGGUGGCAGUUUACACUCGCCAGGAGUUGAACAUCCGCAUCACAGCAAACUUCUUAUUGGCUCUGGCUGCCAGUCAGCCCUCCACCAAGCCACAUGUCCGCAGAUACUUCUGUGCUGCUGUACAGCUGCCCUCAGACUGGCUGGAAGUAGUCCGAAUCUAUAGUACAUGUUUCAGCCACUCCCUGCCAAUGUGCCUGAAGAAGGCAAUGGCUGACAAGUUCAAGCAGUUCAGCGAGUAUCAGCUGGCCAAAUACAACACACGCAAACAGCGCUGCAAACACAACCGCAACAGGCGCAAUGCCAAGAAACCAACUGAUCAGCAGCUGACCCUGUGGGCGAACUUUCUCAGAACAGAUGCAUCUAUUCUGAAGAAGUUUUUGCAGGUAGAGGGCAGGGAAGUGGUGGAUAAAAAGCAGAGUGAGUUCAGUAUAAAGAAGAUGAUCAAGAGGCUUCACAUUAAAGAACCUGCUGAACAUGUUAUGGCCAUUCUGGGAAAAAAGUAUCCUGCUGACCUGAAGACGUUUACCCGCAGUGGAAUAAAGGGCGUGUGGGACAGGGAGAGAGCCGGGCAGCGAAUGACGCUCAAAGAGCCAGAGACCUGGGAACGGCUGCUCAGCCGGGAGGGCAACAAAGCCGCCACCUGGGAGAAGCUCAUUGACAAUAAGUCUCUUCCAUUCAUGGCCAUGCUGAGGAACCUGAGGAACAUGAUUGUUAAGGGCAUCAGUGAGGCUCAUCACAAGAAGAUCCUCAGCAGACUGACCAAUAAGAAAGCAGUCAUUCAGAGCCGACAGUUUCCCUUCAGAUUCCUCGUGGCCUACAAAGUCAUCAUGGACCUUUACAGUCUGGCCUCAGCCUCAGCCUCAGCGUCAAAGCAAGCACUCCCCCCUGUUAAAGAGAUCCUGAAGGGAAUCCUGAAGAAGGUUCCCAAGAGCAAGCGCUUCAAUUGUCUGGACUGGGGGACGACUUCAAGGAGUAGGAUGAGGGUGACACUUGGAGUGCCGUUUAUCUACCGACAAUACAGAAUGAAGAAGGACCAGCUCCUGAAGGCCAAUAAGAUCCUGUACUCUGUUGCUCUGUUGGACCGUUACCGCAAAGCUCUGGAGACGGCGGUUCAGAUCUCCUGUCGUUACAAUGUGCCCCCGCUUCCCGGACGAACCCUUAUCGUGCUAACUGCUAACUUGAGGCGUUCUCAGUCCUGGAAUGAGAAUAUGGACUUCUGCCUCCCGCCAGAUCUCAAGGAACAAAACAAGGAGGAGGAAGAGGAAGAAGAAGUGUGCACAAGGACAGGGGUGAAGAAGAAGAAUGAGGAGGAGAAUAAGCUCACUGCAUCUAUGUUGGAGGUGGCAGUUCUUCUCUCUCUGAUGAUUGGCAGCAGUGCUGAGGACAGUCAGCUGUGCUUAGCUGAUUGGAGUCACUGCGAAGAAGUCAAGCUGAAGUCUGAUGUUCUCUUGGAUAAUGUCAGGAGUGUGAUGGAGCAAGUAGAGGCAUGUAUAAAUAAGUCAGAUGAUGCUAAGGACUGCAAUUACUUGUCCACAUUGCUCACCAAGAAAAACAAGGUGGACAACAUCAUCACGGUAACUGACUCCUGGAACUAUCAUGAUGUCGAGUACACCAUCAACAACUACAGGAAGGAAAUAAACCACAAAACCCUCUUUGUGAGAAUCCUCUUGUCAGAGAGAAACUCAGAGUACAUCCCUGACAGGAACUGUGUGGAGCUGGCAGGCUUCAGUGAACAAAUACUGAGGUUUGUGGCAGAAAGAGGAUCAUCCAGGCUGCUGGACCAUGUGGAGCAUUUAGACAGACUGCACAACAUCCCACCACCAGAGGGAGCUAAAGGCACUCAGACAACAAACAAAGUUGUCCCAAUACCAGCCAGCCCCAAGUUGAGGUGGCGAGGUGUACGUGUGUUUAUCUCCUCCACCUUCAGAGACAUGCAUGCUGAGCGCGAUAUCUUGGUGCGGAAUGUGUUUCCGGAGCUCCGGCGUCGUGCUGCGUCACGUUGCCUCUACCUGCAGGAGGUGGAGCUGCGUUGGGGAGUGACGGAGGAGGAGUCGGGGCGAGCCACCGAGCUGUGCCUGUCAGAGGUCUGCCGCAGCCAGAUGAUGGUGGGAAUCCUGGGGGAGAGGUACGGCCUGGUGCCUCCCAAACCUGUCCUCCCUGACCUGCCACAGUACAGCUGGCUGGCGUCGGCCCCUGCAGGCCUGUCCAUCACAGAGAUGGAGAUCCGUCAGUUUCAGGCUCUUUUCCCCGACACAGCACACCAGCGAAUGUUCUGCUACUUCAGAGAUCCAAACAUCACCAAAUCAGUUCCGGUGGCUUGGAGAGCUGACUUUGUUCCUGAAUCAAAGGAGGCAGAGUCUAAAAUGGCCUCUCUGAAGAGAAGGAUCCGGGAAAGUGAAGUCAAGGUCACUGAAAAUUACCCAUGUGAGUGGGGAGGCGUUGUGGAGGGGAGACCAUAUCUGAAAAACCUGGACCACUUUGGCAAGGCCGUGCUGGAAGACCUCUGGAUGGCCGUAGUAAAGCAAUUUGUUGAAGAGGACGACGAGGCGGAGGCUGUGUCUGAAGUGACUGAGCAGGAGGUGCACCAGGGGGCGUUGCAGAGGCAGUUCUUCGGCAGGGCAAAGCUGAUGUCCGGGGCUGUCGAGAUAGUGGAGCAGGUCCAGGCCAAAGGAGGGAUGAUGGUGGUAGAGGGAGGACCUGGAGAGGGCAAAACUGUAUUCAUGGCGUCUCUAGCAGACACCCUCAGGACUGGAGUUAAGUCCAGGACAAACCUCGUCUGUGAUGUCAUCUCCUACUCUACAGCUGCGAGCCAGUCGGCACGCUCUGUGGAAAACCUGCUUCGUUGCCUUGUUCAGUGGCUGAGGAAGAUGAAAGAUACUGAGGAGGAAUCACCUCUUCCCCAUUCUUACAAGGAUUUGCUGAUGGAAUUUCACACCAAUUUGAGUGACAUGAAGAAGAAAAACCCUCUGGUGCUGCUGGUUGAUGGGGUGGAUCUGGUACAAGACGGCAGAGGUCAGCUCAGCUCUGAUUGGAUACCACAGCAGCUUCCACAGGGUGUUUGUUUGGUAGUGAGCGUCACAUCCAAAGCAGCACUGUUGCAAACCCUGGCCAAGAAAAGAAGCACUGUCCUGUUUGCCCUGGGACAGCUUACCAUACUGGACCGGAAGGAGAUAGUUCAGAAGGGACUGGACACCUUCGGGAAGAAACUUAGUGACUCUGCAUUCAACAACCAGCUCCAGACGCUGGUAAUGAAGAAGGGAGCAGGGAUUCCUCUCUACCUUCGCCUGGCCUGUGAAGACCUGAGGAACUUUGCCUCCUUUGAUAUGUUGAAGGAGAGCCUGCAGGGCUUGCCUCAGUCUCUGAGCCAGUUGGUGCAGCACAGCCUGGACAGACUCUGCUCGCAGUACAGAGGCAUGCUGGGACUCCGCUGGGCGCUGGCAGCACUCACUGUCAGCACCACUGGCCUGAGGGAGAGAGACUUUUACUCUGUACUGAACACAUGCAAUGACCUAUCCUCACGGGACGGACAGGUCACAUGGCAGCAAGUACUGCAUCACUCCAGGAAGCCCAUAGGACGUAUCCCCAUGGCAACUUUCACCCGUAUAGUGCAGAGUUUACAAAGUCUGGUUGGUCCGUCUCAUUGCCAUGACACUGACGACCUGCUGGCUCUAACCAAUCAGGAGGUGAGGAGUGCCUUUGAGGACUUCCUCCUCCCAGCAGGAAGUGACAGAACCAGAGCUCACCUCGUACUGGCAGCUCAUCUGUGGGCCCUUGCCGACCCGCAGGGCACAGAUAACUUCCUUCACUGUGAGGCCAACUCUGUCAUGCACCUGCCUUCCAGCCUGAUUCAAAGCGGCCAGCUAGAAGCGCUUCAUUCCCUGCUCUCCAGCUACCACUUCCUGUAUGCCAAUGUGCGCCACGGCCUCCUGCACCACCUCCUGGAGACCUACAGCUUAUAUGAUGACAAGCGUACAUCUGCACCAUCGUUUGGUUUCCAGGGUCAUCUAGAAGACUGCAGGAGUUUCCUGCAGCGUCAUGCCCACCUGCUCACCUCCUGGCCUGCUCUUUUCAUUCAGCAGGCCCUCAACGAACCUCCUGAGACCUCUGCUCACACCUGGGCACAAAGCCUGGGGGGGAAAGGAGGGGUCCAGGUAGUUGAGUGGCUAAACAAUGACCAUCGCUUUCUUCGAGAGACUAGCAAGCUGGUGUCAGCCUUCUCCUCUGAACCCACCUGUUUGGUUGUGAGCUUGGACGGAGAGCUGAUGGUGGUUGGCACUGGACAGGGAAUGCUGCAUUUUAUCAACACACAGACCGGACAGGAAGUGAAAUCGCUGGUGAGCAGCUGUGACGGCAUCUCAAGCUGUGCCUUUCUUAAAGAUGGACGUCUUGCUACCACCUCCUUUGAUGGACGAAUAGAGAUUUGGGACGUCAAGAAUGGCUGCAGGAUUUCCCUUAUUGAUGCCCACACUAAUGUGAUAACAGCAAGCGAUAUCACUGCAGACAGGAAGCACCUUGCAACUGUGUCUCUGGACUUCAUGCUGAAAGUGUGGUCCUCUACUAAAGGUCAUGAGGUAGCGGCCCUGCCCAGCUCCAGCCCUUUGAACUGUGUGACCUUUGACCCUGAGGGUCACGUGCUGGCUGCUGGUUGCUGGAGUGGAAACGUGAUAGUGUGGAACUGGCUCCAGAAUAAAACCCUUACGUCCCUGUCCGGUCACCAGCACUCAGUGCGCAGUCUCUGCUUCUCUCCCUCCUCCCCCAUGCUUUGCUCUGGCUCUUUGUCUGGAGAGGUGAGGGUGUGGUCAGUUUCCACCUCCACCUGUGUGGGAUGUUUCCAGGCUCACUUCGGAGCCACGGAGUCUCUCACCUUCCUGGAUGAAGGACGCAUGCUGCUGAGCGCUGGCUCAGAUCACAUGCUCCGCCUCUGGUCAGGAGGACUUGGACGUUCAGUCACUACUUUUAAACGUGAAGAAUGCGAACUGGAGCCUCCUCAGAAGAAACGGAGGUCUCUAACGUCUGGACCUGCUGCUCUGUGUGUGGCUGUUAAUGGAGACUAUACUGCUGUGGGAUACCAUGGUGAUGGCGUCAAACUCUUCACUAUUGACUCAGGUAAUAAGAUCUGGGCCUCCCAGAACCUUGAUGUGUCCAUACUGUGCCUGCUGUGGGUCGUCCUGAAUGCAGAGCAGAGCGAACCUGAGCUGCUGGUGUCUGGAGGAAGUGACAAACGUCUGAGGGUCUGGAAGAGGGAAGGAGGAGAGGAGGGAAUGCUGGGAGGCCUGAAAAUGUUGGGAACGUUUGGUGUGCAAACAGGCGCCAUCCUGGCUUUGGCACAAAACUCCACAUACCUGGCUACAGCAUCAGAUGACUUCACCAUUGUUCUGUGGUUGCUGAGCGAACUGGCCCUUGACCCCCACAUUAAGCCUCAUGCAUAUCUGAGGGGCCACAGUGGAGGAGCCACCUGUCUGGCUUUCAGUCCUGAUGGUGAACAGCUGUUGUCCGGUGGAAAAGAUCAGGCCCUGAUGGUGUGGGAUGUGAGUGUGUCUCCUGCUGUUCUCUCCAAGUCUCUCCCUCACUCUCACAGAGACUGGAUCACCAGCUGUGUUUGGACUCCAGACUGUGUGAUUAGCUCUUCAAACGACGGGAGGCUUUGUUUAUGGGAUCUGCAGGCGGGCCAACGUCUCAGAGAAAUCUCCUGGAGGAGUCCUCUUACAUCUGUUUGCUGUGUGGGGCAGUAUGUGGUGGCUGGCUGUGCAGAGGGAGCGCUACACGUUUGGACCUGGGAAGCAAGCACAGAAAUCUGCCACAUUGCUGCACACAAGCAGCGUAUACACCACUGCUCUCUCCUACCAAAUACAAAUGAGAACAAAGAAGUCAACGCCGAAGACAUGACUGUUUUCACUGCGUCUGAUGAUGGCACAGUGCAGCUCUGGAAACCACUACAGGUGGAGCACUUCAGCACCUUACAUGGUCACAACGGUGCGAUAUGUGGAGUUGUUCGCAAAGAAGGACUCCCAGAAUUCCUCUCUGUUUCUGAAGACUGCUCACUGCGAUGCUGGACAUGGACAACAGGUAAUAUUUGGAGCAACAAUAUCAAAGUUUUGGGGAUGAUCCAUAACGACAAGAAGAGCAUGUGGGUCGUGGGCGAGUCAGAGGAAAGCAUUGCGAUUGGCUUCAUUUUUUUCAUGGGCCCCAAAUGGGAUCUCAGUUCAGCUUUCAGCAAACUACAGACCAACGAUGAGGAGAAGUGGAGUCUGAUUACAGCUGUAACUGUGGACAAAGACUUUGUUGUGUCUGGAGACGUGAGGGGCAACAUGUGGUUCCUCCAGCUUACAGGGGAUGUCUCAUGGAGCAGCAGAAAACCUGCCCACAAAGACAGGAUCAGCGUGUUGAGACUCACUGACCACACCAUCAUAUCAGCCUCCUAUGAUAGGACGGUGAAGCUGUGGGACAGAAACACCAAGAAACAGAUCGGUAUGUUUGUGUGUGGAGGUCCCAUUCUUGAACUGGAGGUGAACCCUGGAAAACCCACUGAGCUGGUUUGUGGUGACGGACAAGGAAAACUCUACUUUCUCUCCUGGAAAGAAUAAUCCUAAACAUAUAUAUAUAUAUAUUACAUGCCAAAGAUUGCUAGAAAUGUUUUGGGUAAACCUCUAUAUAAAAGCUGCUAAGUCGUGUUUACAUGUGCCUUUUAAUUUAGAUGGGGAAAAAACAUGUCACAACAAAUGACUGUUCGUUAUAAUUAUUUGAACUGAAUUAUUAAUUUAAUUAGAAAAUUGUAUUGGAAGGGAAAUAGGAAUGUGGGAUAUGAAAUACUUGAAGUGGAAAAAUCAGUGCAAUAACUAUAAGUGAUCUUUUCUUUGGAAAUAAAUUGUGUUCGUAUCAGCA
Molecule: messenger RNA, 7934 nt
Organism: Micropterus dolomieu (smallmouth bass)
Lineage: Eukaryota; Metazoa; Chordata; Actinopteri; Centrarchiformes; Centrarchidae
Gene: tep1
Product: telomerase-associated protein 1
Exons: 53
Coding region: 188-7636 (2482 amino acids)
Biological process (GO): telomere maintenance via recombination
Cellular component (GO): telomerase holoenzyme complex
Molecular function (GO): telomerase RNA binding; protein binding; telomerase activity
Source: RefSeq, a predicted model, not a curated record